Messenger RNA from Salvia hispanica, 1298 nucleotides. The record is from RefSeq and is a predicted model, not a curated record. Lineage: Eukaryota; Viridiplantae; Streptophyta; Magnoliopsida; Lamiales; Lamiaceae.
CAUAUCCAAAAAUAUUUCUCCAACAAAUUUUGGUUAUGAAAAUGAAAUGCUUUAUUAAGAUUUAAGUAAAAAUAGAAAAGAAAAAGAAAAAAAAGGUUGAGGGCUCGCACAAGACCGCCGGCGGCAUCACAUACAGAGAGAGGGAGGGAGUGCAAUGGCCGGAAAACCAGGUGCUGCGGCUCCAACAUAUUCACCAUCGACCGCUCACCGAAAGAAGAGGCCCACGAUCCAAACCGACUCUGAAUGGGUCCGACCUGAUGGCCGCGGCCUCCCCCAGUGCCGCCCUGCAUUUUUGAAGACCGGGGCAGUGAAUUCUUCCUCAGGGUCUGCUUAUGCCGAGUUCGGAAACACCAAGGUCAUUGUAUCUGUCUUUGGUCCUAGGGAAAGUAAGAAAGCUAUGAUGUAUAGUAAUGUUGGACGGUUAAACUGUAAUGUCAGUUAUACAACUUUUGCUUCUCCUGUCCGUGGUCAGACUCCAGAAACCAAGGAUAUUUCGGCAAUGCUCCACAAAGCUCUGGAGGGCGCCAUUAUACUGAAAUCUUUUCCUAAGACAACUGUUGAUGUCUUCGCUUUGGUAUUGGAAUCUGGAGGAAGUGAUCUUCCGGUAAUCACGUCGUGUGCCAGUCUUGCUCUUGCAGAUGCAGGCAUCAUGUUGUAUGACAUGGUUGCCUCUGUUUCUGUGUCAUGUAUUGGGAAGAAUCUUCUCAUCGACCCUGUAUCAGAAGAAGAAAGCCAUCAAGACGGGGCUCUUAUGAUCACUUGCAUGCCAUCGCGCAAUGAGGUCACACAGAUGACUGUCACUGGGGAGUGGUCGACAACUAAGAUCAAUGAGGCAAUGCAGUUAUGCCUCGAUGCUUGUUCGAAGCUGGGGAAGGUCAUGAGAUCAUGUCUUAAAGAAGCUGCUUCUGCUCCACAGGAUUAGGCACUCUUCCUCAUCUAUUGGGGAAGGAAGAGAGAGAGAGAGAGAGCAUUUAAUGGAUGACGGUGGGAGCAUAUUCCGUGCUGACCGUUAGGGAGCAAGUGUUUUAAAUGGAGGUCACUUGUAACACUGUAAGUGGGACCACCUUUUACCUUUCAUCAAACUUUCGCCAUCAUAUUAGCAUACAAUACUAUAAUUUCGUAUGAUAGUAUGUUUUUAUAAUGUCGUGAGUGUCUACUGGAGUAUCAUUUUACUUUUUUGAGGAGCAUAUAUAUGAUCAACCUGAUCUUAGUUUUAACCGUUCAUUCAUGUUAUAACUUGUUUGUCGUUGACAGCUAUGGAUAAUCCUAUUGCAAUUAAUAAUACUUUACUUGCCCCA